GAGAGAAACUGUAUUGAAUGCGUUUCCGAGUUUCAGCAAAAUUCAGAGGACAGUAUUUGUCAAGUUAUGUACAAAUCGGAAAAAUUGCUGACUUUCGUAACCAUUCUACAUUAGUUCCAAAAUCCAACUUCAACCCGGCGCUGGAAGCAUUUCAAAUCAGAAGCUGGAUGCAAACAAGUCCCUCUGUUUUUUCUGCGUUAUUUGUUAAUCUGAUUUUUCAGAAGUGUAUCAGACUCAUCGCUGUCCUAGGGGAGCUGAAUUAUCGGAAUUAACAUUUGUGGCCUGACAAGCGAAGUGUUGAGGUUCGAUGUGCUCGGAGUGUAUAAAAGUUCCUGGGAGACCACUGAUCUGUCGCUGACUUUCUCCCACCCAAAGACCGGCUUUAACCUACUCCGUGUGUCGCUCUUUAACGAUGAUAGCAGAGCCAGUGAAGACCGGUUUCACGCCGGCUCUGGGUCUCCAAGGGGCUCUGAUAUAACUUCACUGGAUCGGACUCAGGACAGAGAGCAGAUUCUUGAUCGCUGCCGUUUCAAUGGGGCUAGAUUUUAGGUAUAAAGCGACUGCAAGAUAAACUGAUUAUUUCCACAGAAAAGUGAAACACAAAAGUGAUAAGCGACCAGCCAGAGACCGAUAACCUUGUUCAGAGUUCCUGGAAAAUUAAGCCAUAAAUGUUUCCGACAAAUAAAGAAGAUUCCAAUUGGAGGUUGAAUAAAUUUAGAAUUGAAGACGCAGGGGUGGCAGAGAUGGCUGGAAGUGAGUAUCGUUGAUAGAAUGGGUCAUCCUUGGUUUUUAAAAAUAAAAGCAGGUAGAGAGCGGUUAAAUCAUUUGUGUGCGAGGGUUGUUAGCUUGGAAAAGGGGUGUUGUCGAAAUACGAUGGGUGGGGAGAACACGGAACAUGUAGUCUGCGAGGACUGGACACGAAUUGGGAUGGGUUCAGGACAUGCAGAAAGUCAAGUGGUGGCACUGUUUGGCAAAAAAAAAAGGACAGACUUCGGACCACGUGAAGCGAGUGGAGCCUGAUUUAAAACCUGACAUUGAAGAUCGGCCGCCGCUCAGUGUGUCUCAAACUUCGGCCGCAAGCAAAAGACUUUUUCUCUGUAUUCCCCCAGGCUGGCGAGGGAGCCCUAGCAACUGCCUAGCCCCGGCCCUUUUGUUCGAACGAAAACACUACAGUGUGUGUUGCUGGCCAUAGAUUAGCACGAUGCCUCUACUAAAUAAUAAAGCAACUGUUUUCAUGCUGUUUCCUGCCUGUACAGCCGGUUGCCGCUAAGGAACUUAUUAGCGUGGCUCCAUCAGUGAGACCUGAGCAGACUGUUUCUGCCCUCCUUCUGAGGGGACGGGGUAGAUUGGCUUGUAUUUUUUUUUACUUUACUUUGGUCCCCACCAGAGCAUUCCCACGUUUGUUUGUUUGUUUGUUUUCCCGCGAGGAGUGAUGAAUAAGCAAAUCUUGCCCGAUCGCAAGCUGGCAUCUGUUGCUCCAAUGAGGGAGUACAGCAGCGUGGACACGAAAGACACGGAGCUGGUGUUGGUGAAGGAACAGAAUGGGCUACAGUACACCAGCACUGCCAUCAUCAGCACUGUGCCCCCAUUGACAGCCGCUGCCCCAGACAGGGAGACCUGGGGCAAGAAGAUCGACUUCCUGCUCUCUGUCAUUGGCUUUGCCGUGGACCUGGCGAAUGUCUGGAGAUUCCCUUUCCUCUGUUACAAGAACGGAGGCGGUGCAUUCCUUAUCCCUUACUUGUUCUUCCUGCUAAUUGCCGGGAUGCCUUUAUUCUACAUGGAACUAGCAUUGGGCCAGUACAACCGAGAGGGUGCAGCUACUGUCUGGAAAAUCUGCCCCAUCUUCAAAGGUGUGGGCUAUGCUGUGAUUCUUAUAGCCCUAUACGUUGGCUUCUACUAUAAUGUCAUUAUAGCCUGGUCCCUGUACUAUCUCUUCUCUUCGUUUACGUCUGACCUUCCGUGGGUUCAUUGCAAUAAUCAUUGGAACAGUCGCAACUGUACUGACCCAAAGCUACUCAAUGCCUCAGUCCUGGGAAAUGGAAGCAAAUAUUCCAAAUAUAAAAUUACGCCAGCUGCGGAGUAUUAUGAGCGUGGAGUUCUCAAUCUCCAUGAAAGUACUGGAAUUCAUAAUUUGGGUUUACCGAGGUGGCAACUUUCCCUCUGCUUGCUUUGCGUGGUAAUCAUUCUCUACUUCAGUCUCUGGAAAGGGGUAAAGACUUCAGGAAAGGUGGUGUGGAUCACAGCGACCAUGCCCUACAUGGUGUUACUAGUACUUCUGAUCCAUGGGAUCACGUUGCCAGGUGCAAUGGAUGGGAUCAAGGCAUACCUCAGCAUUGACUUUGAACGCCUGAAAGAAGCACAGGUCUGGAUUGAUGCAGCAACUCAGAUCUUUUAUUCCCUUGGUGCUGGAUUUGGAGUUAUAAUUGCAUUUGCCAGUUAUAACAAAUUUGAUAACAACUGCUACCGCGAUGCUAUUCUUACCAGCUCCAUCAACUGUGUGACAAGCUUCUUCUCAGGAUUUGCAAUUUUCUCUGUAUUGGGCUAUAUGGCAUUCAAGCACGGAGUUGAUAUUUCAGAAGUGGCAACAGAUGGUCCAGGCUUAGUGUUUGUUAUCUAUCCUGAAGCAAUCUCUACUCUCCCAGGGUCAACAUUUUGGGCAAUUAUGUUUUUCAUAAUGCUGCUGACAUUGGGGAUUGACAGUUCAAUGGGUGGUAUGGAGGCUGUUAUUACUGGAAUUACGGAUGAUUUUAAGUCUUUGAAGACUCACCGAAAGCUCUUCACAUUUGCAACAGCUGGUGGAACUUUCCUGGUUGCUCUCUUCUGCAUCACCAAUGGUGGGAUUUACGUGCUCACGCUACUAGAUCAAUUUGCUGCAGGGACAGCAAUCCUAUUUGGAGUAUUAAUAGAAGCCAUUGGUGUAUCUUGGUUUUAUGGAGUUGACAGAUUCAGUGAAGAUAUCAGGCGAAUGACCGGCUUCAAACCAGGUCUCUAUUGGAGGCUCUGCUGGAAGUUUGUUAGUCCAGCCUUUUUACUGUUUGUAGUGGUUGUCAGUAUUGUGAAGUUCAAGCCUCUAACCUACGAUGAAUAUGUGUUUCCAAACUGGGCUAAUCUUGUUGGAUGGGGAAUCGCUGUGUCUUCGAUGUCGCUAGUACCAAUCUACGCCAUUUACAAACUCUUUACCAUUCGUGGCACCUUAAAGGAGAGAAUAGCAUAUUGCAUCACCCCUGAAAAUGAACAUUAUCUUGUGGAGCAAGGAAAAGUGCAACAGUUUAAGCUCAAGCACUGGCUUGCAAUAUGAAAACUUUCAGCACAACUACAACAUAAGAUGAGAUGCAAUGGAAAUCAACUCCUGGGUCUAGAAAGCUUUUUCUAUUAAAGUUUCAGAAGAGUCAAAUCCCAUUAAAGCUCAUGUCCAAUGCCAUAUCUGUCAUGCUAAAUUGUGGCUGGCUCACCUCCUGAACUUUGGGCAUCAGCACAAGAGAAUUAUUUGUGUAACUCCUUCAAGGAGUUUAACAAAUUACAGCUGUCAACAUAGCAUUAAUUAUUUAAUCUGGAGUAUUACCAUUUCCUUUCUUAGCACCACAGGCACACAUUUUACACUUAGCUGUUUGAAAGCAUCCAGCAAUUUUUCUGACCAAUUUCUUGUCAGUGCAAAAAUGAAAAAGGCUAGCAGUUUGCAUGGUUUCAUUCACACGCAAUAUUACAAACUAACAUGCACAUCAGCUCCCUCAAUUUCAUAAACAACAGAAAACCAUCCACUUUUUAAAUAGAGCUUGCUUUUUACAAUAUGUUUCAAUUUAUGUUUUCUUUGAAUUUAUAUAUUUGUAAAACGCAAGCUUCUCUCAGAAUUUUGUCUCUUCAUAAUUAUUUCUGCUGAUUAUCAUUGUCUUGAAUUUCUGCCAAAGUCUUUUGAACAUGUUUACUUUGAUUAGAUAUUUUGGUUGUGAUUUCUCUUAUCAAUAAACAGAAAAGAGAAUUCCACUUUUAAUGACGAAGAUUCCUUUCAGCAAAGUUCAGCUUGAGUUGAUAACCCAUACGUACUGUGCACACCAUAUUUAUCCUUCAAUUCACCAGUUUAACUGCUGCAUUAAAUAAUGCACAACAGGAUGUGAUUUUGAAAUGUGCUCAGAAGUGAACUUUGUUGACUAGAAGUUCCACUAUCUUGUUUCUAAAUAUGAAAAUCAUGUGAAUCUAUCUAUACGACCAGCCUGAAGAUUUCCUCUUUACAAAUUAUUUUUUCCUCCCCUAAAUUUAACAUGCUACUCAAAACAAUGCAUAUGUGUAAUAAUUAUCAUUUAUCAACUGAGUUUUUAUGGAAUACAUAAAUUCUGUAUUACUAGAUUAUCAACAGUAUUCAGUAUUUAAAUAUGAUUUUCAAAUGUCAUUUAAGUAGUAAGCUAUCCAUUUUACCCAAACUUGAACAAAAGCCCCUGUUAUUUAGAGGUUCUGGAAAUAACCAGUCUAUCUACAAUUUUUUCUUGAGUGGAAUAACAGUAAAAUACUCCCAUUCAACACAUUAGGCUAAAAGUGAAAUGAAAGGUGAUUAAUUUUAAGUUUAUCAUGGAGUCACUGUAAGUUUUAAGGACAUGGAAAACAUUAAUCAAUAUUAGAACUUUGAAUCGUGCCUAAAAAAAUUGAAAACCAUUUUUCUACUUGAAUUCGAUACAAGCAAAAUGUUUAUUGUCUUUAAAUGUAUUUGCUGUUCAAAAACUUUAAAAUAAAGUGGAAUAUAGAUUAUGAUUUUCCAAUUAUCACAGCGCUGAGAUAUUUUUGAAGACAGUUAGUUAGCAAUUGUGUAGUGGUUAGAUUAGAAACAUUGUUAUUACCAAAGGGAGAAGUGACCUCCAGAGGUGUGUAAUAACAUCUCUAAACAGAUAGAUUAAGAAAUAGCUACUAGUGACAUUCUUGUACAUCACACUUAUUGUGGCUGUAGGUUUAGUCAGGCAAGGAGCAGAGGAGUCUAAAAACAGUGGGUCAGAUUACCAAUCAAAAUAGUGGGAAGAAAACAAUCACUGAAUGGGAUGUACAUACGCAGUUUUUUUCUGCAAAAUAAAUCUUUAGCAAUUUAAUUCUAGUCCUCCGCAUAUUUCCCAUCUGUUUUACGUAUUGUCUAAAGCUGCAGGAAUUUGCACGGGUGGGGUUCGUUAUAGGGUUUCACUUGAAGACCUCCCUUGACUGUGGCAGAAAUCCCUUUUACAGGUCAUAGCUGGUGUUUCCAACACAUUUACAAUACAAAACUGGCAAAACUAUGUGUGUUCAUUGUUAUUCACUGCUCCUAAAUCCCCUGGAUGGUAGCAUUCAAAGUGGUGCAUCAUCUUUUACAUUGUGUGACAUUAGAAUAAUUGCAUUGAACUAAAAGUCAGAUUUAUCACAAUAAAUUAUAAAUGACAGAAUAAUUAGCCAGAACUGGGGUUCACCUGCCACACAUCUUAGUAGUAAAAUCCGAGUUAGUGUGAUCAUGGUUGUUGCCCUGUCCACCCAAAGAUAACCUGUAAAUGGCCAAGAACAUUUGCUGAGCAGCUGUUACUGCACUUUCACUAUCACUGACUUACUACUUAAUGUAAAUGUGCAUUAACUAUUCCAAAUCUUUAGCUCUUUAGAUACUUCCAAUAGGUAUACUGUGUUCCAUAAUUGAAUAUUGUCUUUUAAACUGUUACAAAAAAAAUUCAGCAAAAUGUUUUCCAAAGCUAACUGAUGACCAAAAAGCCACAUGGAUAAAUUUACUGAGCUCUUUUAUUCCACUGUUUUAUGUAUAUAUUUGAGAUAAUUAUUUGAUUUAUUUAGGUUAGAUGGCCUUUAUCAUUAAAAUAUUAGCAUUAAGAUUUUUUAAACAUCUUGUAUAUAAUUGUUUCUAAAUUGUAAUCAGCUGUAUGAAGUCAGAGGAUAUUAAAAAUAUUAAUCAACCGAUAUAAAAAAUAAUCAAGUAAUAGCAAUGCUCUUUUCUAGAACAAGUGUUGUAAUUGUUUCUGUGUUAAAUGUUCUCAUGUUAAAUAAUCAGAUAUUUAUCAAAAGUGUGAAUAAAAUAUGUGCUUGUAAAAUCGAUUUUAAUGUACACCUGUUAAAUUUGGCUUUUGUGCUUAGUGUAAAUACCCUCUGUUUAGAACUGUAUUAUACAGAAUUAUAGAAUAUUAUGAUAUUGUGUACAUUCCAAAGUUCUGUUUAAAGUGAGUGCAGACCUCAGAUGUAGUAAAAUAUGCACACUGUAAUAAUAAAGUAUAUCUUCUAAUACUAAUAUCAGA
Molecule: messenger RNA, 6239 nt
Organism: Stegostoma tigrinum
Lineage: Eukaryota; Metazoa; Chordata; Chondrichthyes; Orectolobiformes; Stegostomatidae
Gene: slc6a2
Product: solute carrier family 6 member 2
Exons: 14
Coding region: 1433-3298 (621 amino acids)
Biological process (GO): sodium ion transmembrane transport; dopamine uptake involved in synaptic transmission
Cellular component (GO): neuron projection; plasma membrane; presynaptic membrane
Molecular function (GO): dopamine:sodium symporter activity; norepinephrine:sodium symporter activity; neurotransmitter:sodium symporter activity
Source: RefSeq, a predicted model, not a curated record